Molecule: messenger RNA, 2532 nt
Organism: Halteromyces radiatus
Lineage: Eukaryota; Fungi; Mucoromycota; Mucoromycetes; Mucorales; Cunninghamellaceae
Exons: 14
Coding region: 151-2319 (722 amino acids)
Biological process (GO): cytoskeleton organization
Cellular component (GO): cytosol
Source: RefSeq, a predicted model, not a curated record
CUCUUCUUUACCUCCUCCAACGCCAUUCCCGAUUCAAGAAGAAGCUUACAAGAGAUCAAAUUGUAUCAAAUAAGUUAGAGAAAGAAGAAAACAUCUUUGAAAAGUUAUCUUCUUGUCAACAAUACUUUUUUAUACAACCACAGUAAAAAUAUGGAAGACAAUAAAACAAAUGGACACAAGGAUGUAUUAUUGGAUCGAAGACAAUUGGAUCAAGUGAUGAAAGCAAUCAACAAACAAAUUUCACAUGCACAAUAUGAAUAUAAAGAUAGUGGAGCUUUACAAGUAGAAAUGGACGAAUUGUUUAGUUAUGAAGAAAUCAACACGUUAUUACCUCGUUUAGUGGCUAAUCGACAAGCGAGUCUAUUGCAAAUGAAAGCAAUAGAAUUAGAUAUCUGGAUUGAACAACUAUUGGAUCAGCUAGAAUCUGGAUAUGAACAGAGGAUACAAGCAGCACAAGGUUUAUUAUAUAUUGCUCUAGGGGAUUUUGAUCAAUGGAUUAAUGAUAGAAAAAAACACUUGGAUACAAUCAUCAAGAAUAAUGCUUUACUAUUUGAUCGAGGUGUCUUUCAUUCUGUACAUCAGGUUUUGAAACGUGCUUGUAAUCAACUAUCUAGUUCAAACAACAAACCUAUUGAUAACAACAAAAAUCUACUCUUCGAAAUUGACCUCUAUUUGACCAUCAAUUAUUUGAUUAUUGAAUCCAAUCGACAACAAGGUCGUUUCGAAAAUGAUCAAGAUCUAUUGGAAAUGGAUAUUUUGAAAUAUCUCUUUUUGAUGUUGGCGCGCUUGAAAGAUGGGUUUAUGCAAUCUUUUCCGAUGAAAAAGUUACUUUUACUCAUAUCGAAGGUAUUAUUAGCUACUCUUGGAAACAUACAAAAUACCAAGGAUAUGAAGAAUGAAGCUCGAAGAAGACAUGGACUGCCAAUCAAAAGGAAAACUCCUAUUAUUAAAUGCUCACAUCGAGAUCUAUAUACAUUCCAAAAUGAUCUUGCUUCUCGAUAUCCCACAUAUACGCCAUCCAAUAUUGAAUCAACCAUAUUCAGCAAUAUAUCACCACUGACUAUCAAAGCCAGUUCAGCACUCGCCACAGCCAUGGGUAUCAGUAAUGCUACAAAACAAACAACCUUACCCUACCAAGUACUAUUCCCUCCAAAACAACCCAAAAGCAACAACGACAACAAUAAGCAAGCAAAUAAUCCUGGUGUUCAAGGAAACACUGGACUUGCUAGUGAUGAUCCUUGGCAUUCUUCACAAACAGUGGUACUUCCAUUAUUAGAAACUGGACCUAGUCUUCCCGUUGGUCUCAAAGAAGCCAAUGCUACAUAUCAACAACACUUGGAAAUUUCGCUAGCAGAUUAUCAGAUCUUGAUGGAACGGCAACGCGCGAUACAAAAAUGGCAAGAAUUGGAAAAAGAACGGACAACAUAUAGUAAUGAUCAGAUAAGGUUAUCAUCUAGUGAAAGAACAACAACAACAACACCAAUGGACGAAGGUCAAGAUUCUAUCAAGGACAAAUUCGAUAUCAUUGAACAAUUUUAUGCAUCCAUCGCACCUGAAUUACAAGGUAUUGUGAUCGUUCUACUUAAACAACUUUUGACAACAGCCACAGCAAAAUCAAAACCGACGAGCAAGAAUAAUGGACAACAAUUAUAUCAAGAUGGAAAACAAAUCAAGGAAACAACAAGCAUGGACAGACAUCGUGAAGUAUUAUGCAAAAGUAUUUCUGCCAUUUUAUUGUUACUUUUGAAAUGGUUCAAGAUCUCACAUGUACUGAAAUUUGAAUACUUGUCUCAACUCUUGGUGGAUUCUGGAUGUAUGCUUUUGAUACUCAAGAUAUUUGGACUACAAGAAAUUGGAACUUUAGCAAGCAUUAAAACAGAUGCGGAUGAAUAUGGACUCUUUCGACAGAUGGAAUCCCUUCAACCACAGUCGAAUGGAAUAGCAGCAACAAGUAAUGGGUCUUCCUAUGUGUCGCCACCUCUAUCUCCUUCCUCUGAAUCACAUUAUACCAACGAACGAAAUCUUUUUUGGAUCAUCAACUUGCUUCAUGUUUUGCAAAUGCUAUCUAGGGACAAAGUACAUAGGAUCAUGUUAUUGGUACAAUACAAAUCAUCGGCAAUCUUCAAACGAGUUCUCAAGAUAUCACAUCCUGUUGUAGAAUUAUAUGCUUUGAAAAAUCUGAAGAAUCAAAUACCUUAUCUGGGGAGGAAAUGGCGAUCCAGUAACAUGAAAAUUAUAUCUUCUAUUUACUUUCGAUGUCCUCCCGAUUUCCGUGAUGAUUGGCUGAUUACAAGAAAUGACAAAGAAGAGAUAUCUUAGUAGGCUACUUCCAGAAGACGAUAGUGCACUAUAUGAUCCUAUUAAUGGCAACGAUAUUCCUUUUUCAACAUCUCUGGUCUUGGAGAAAGGACACGACUUGGAUUCUUCAGCAAUGUUUGACGAGAAUGAUCUGGAUGACACAUUUAAGAAGGAUUAUAGUCAAUGGUUGGAAACUGAAGUUUACAGCAAAAAAAACCAAUGGAAAUACGGCAA